CAUCACUUUCUCCCGCUCUCAUUCACACAUUACACCGCAUUAAACACAAACAAUAUAUACUCGCUAGUCAUAUACCGAGUUCCAUUUCAUUCCUCGCGUGCUCUUACACCCUCAAGCUGGCUGAAUCACUAUUGACGAUAACACUACCCUUUUCACUCUCCAAACUGACUGAUAACUAUUACAUAAAUAAACCAAAACCAUGUUGCUUGAAAUCUCUUGUGCCUCCGACUUCCUGGGCCGUUUCUUGACUGCGUCGACAGUAUGCACCCCGCAGAUCAUCGACAGCUUCAAGAAAGAGAUUGCAACAUUAAUGCAAGAGAAAUAUACCAACCAUUGGGAUCCACAGAGACCCCAUUAUGGCAACGGGUAUAGAGCCAUUACCUCCUUUAGUGGCAAAGUGGAUCCUCUUUUGUGCCAGGCUGCUCAGAAGAGCUCGCUGCCCAUGGAGACGCUGCAGGGUCUGAUCCCUAGGGAUUUGGUGCUCUGGGUCGAACCUUAUACGGUUUCUUUUCGCAUUGGCGAUCAUGGUUCCAUCAAUACCAUCUACGACGGAACGCGUGGCAAGGUCUCUAUGAAGGCUGACAACUCUUCUUUCCCAUCAAAGAUCAUGGGUCGCCCUUCGUCUGCUGUUCGUAUUUCUCCUCCGCCUUCUCCACCUAAUGUUCCUGCUCGAGUCUCACACGCCAUCCCAAUCACCAGUCCAUUGACUAAGAGCCAGAUCAUCACCCCCAGUGCUACUCCUUCGCCUCCUUCCAGCAAACUAUCGAUCAUGUCGUCGGUCUAACGUCCAAAUAAUCAAC
Messenger RNA from Lobosporangium transversale, 800 nucleotides. RefSeq lists its product as hypothetical. Lineage: Eukaryota; Fungi; Mortierellomycota; Mortierellomycetes; Mortierellales; Mortierellaceae. The record is from RefSeq and is a predicted model, not a curated record. The coding region runs from base 200 to 784 and encodes 194 amino acids. The transcript has 2 exons. Gene Ontology annotation, cellular component: nucleus; cytoplasm. Gene Ontology annotation, biological process: negative regulation of mitotic cell cycle; negative regulation of cell population proliferation.